CGGAGAGGUCUGCCGCUGCGGAGCCUGGACGGAGACUUUGGAUUGCAGUUUUCCAGUGCAGAAUAACGGAGAAACUGGCUGAGACUAUCAGUUAAACUAUAUGCUUGACAGAGAACUGUUAGGAUGGGGAAUAGUGCACUAAAAGCCCACCUGGAGACUGCGCAGAAAACUGGUGUGUUUCAGCUGACAGGAAAAGGACUGACAGAGUUUCCUGAAGAUCUGCAGAAGCUAACAACUAACUUAAGGACAAUAGACCUGUCAAACAACAAAAUAGAAGUCUUGCCACCACUCAUUGGAAAAUUUUCCAUUUUGAAGAGCCUUGCUCUAAACAACAACAAACUGACUGCGUUACCUGAGGAGCUGUGUAAACUGAAAAAACUGGAAACACUACACUUGAACAGCAAUCACUUGAGGCAGCUACCAGCUGCAUUUGGACAACUUUCAGCUCUCAAAACCCUGAGCCUUUCUGGAAACCAGCUUCGGACUGUGCCUACACAACUCUGUGGUCUUCGCCACUUGGAUGUGGUAGACCUUUCCAAAAACCAGAUUCAAAAUGUGCCCGACACUGUGGGAGAAUUGCAGGCUAUCGAACUCAAUUUGAAUCAGAAUCAGAUUUCCCAGAUCUCAGUGCAGAUAUCCCACUGUCCACGCCUCAAAGUCCUUCGUUUAGAAGAAAACUGUCUAGAACUCAGCAUGCUUCCUCAGAGUAUCCUCAGUGAUUCUCAGAUCUCACUGCUGGCAGUAGAAGGCAAUCUCUUUGAAAUCAAGAAACUCAGAGAACUGGAAGGUUAUGACAAGUACAUGGAACGAUUUACAGCCACAAAGAAGAAGUUUGCGUGAUUGUAACCCUGCAUAUUGCCAGUAAGAAGAGUGAGCAACUGAAGCACCUACUUCACUGACUUUAACUUAGACUGAUGAAGGAGAUGAUCCCAGUGCUUCUCCUCUAGUAGUCUGAUAUGGUCUGUCAAGGCCAAAUUGAAUAAACUUGAACUAGAGACCACAGGUAUUGAACUGAUGAACCUGUGCAGGGGCCAGUUUUGGGUUUUGUGCCACUAUAGCUUUUAACACAAUACACAUUCUCCUUUGUCAGGGCUUGUUCUUUCCAAGAAAGGGAAUGAGCGUUUUCAGGUUGCCAGUUCUCUUUUGUCAGGAAGGUGCCUGUUGAUCUAGGAGAGAACUAUUUCUUGUGAAGACAUUUUUCCAUGAUGGCAUCUGGAAGUUCUACCCCAAAGCAGAUCUGAAAUUGUAUAUCUUGGAGAAAGCGCUACCAUAUAGCAAACUUCUACAGAAGAGGUUUUAGUUUGUAAUUUGUAUUUUUUUUUUUGUUAUGAACCAUAAAUAGCUGUGGCUGUUUUCUGAACUACUUUUAGUAAACAAAUGUUUCGAGCAUACUUCAUUCCUAUUUUCCUCCAUGGGCUUUCUUUUCCCAUAAGCAAAAAUUGCACUAUAGUUCACUUCUGCUCAAGCUGUAUCAAAUCAAAAUGAAGUUCAUCUUCAGUAUAUUCUGUAAAAAUGUAUAGUAUUGGAAAACAUCCUUGAAAUAUCCUUGCACUGACUCCCUCUGUACAGAGCAACGCUGAACGAUUUAGUUGUCAGCCUACUUCUGCUGCCUUAUUACCAAAAGCACCUAGGAAGAGCUAAAAUGUAUGCAAUUAUGUAACUUAAUACUGAAAAGGAAAAUGUACUUGUUUAUUUUAGUAAAUAAUUAAAAAAAU
Indicator indicator is the source of this 1715-nucleotide messenger RNA. RefSeq names its product leucine rich repeat containing 57 (gene LRRC57). Gene Ontology annotation, molecular function: protein binding. The transcript has 6 exons. The record is from RefSeq and is a predicted model, not a curated record. The coding region runs from base 124 to 840 and encodes 238 amino acids. NCBI's taxonomy places the organism in Eukaryota, Metazoa, Chordata, Aves, Piciformes, Indicatoridae.